AAUUCGAAUGUACAAUGUAAAGAAAGUCUUGUUUCUGGACGACUUUCUUAACGGAAGUAUCGAAUUCCAUUAUUUUAUUUAUUCGAAUUAUUCUAUCGCAUGUUUGUGUUCUGUAGUUCGUAUCAAUUGUAUUCGAUAGUUGUCGAUUGUUCCAAACCGAAACCGAGAUCCACAGAUUAUAGAAGCAUCAUGGCUUGUGUUUUGUUCAGUAGAAAUUUGUGUCUUCAGAAAUUAAUUUGUCUGAAGCAGUCUGUGUUGAAAUUGGCUACAGUUACUGUUACUACUUCGUGUAUCCUGCAAUUGGACCAGAGGUGGAGGAUAGAACGGAAAUUACCAGUGAACCCAAAUACUUGUGGUAUUCUAACAGACAAGCCGGAUUACUCAUAUCUUGAUGGCAGACCAGCCGAAAUUGGUGUUGGAAUGAAACGGAGAGUUGAGAAACAGAAGGAAUAUGCAAAAAAGAUAUGGACACUGUCAAAGGAGAUUGAUUUUGCUGUAGAGAGACAUAAGGCACUGGUGCAAGAGAAGAAAGAGGAAAGACAGCGGAAACUUGACAGCAAAUUGAGGCCCAAAGGACACCUUUUAUUAAAAUCUAAAAAAUAAAUACAGAACUUUUGGAUUUCUUUGUUGUUAGAUUUGCUACAAUUGGAAACAGCUGCAUUCGUAUGUACAGGUGCAUGAAUUGUGCAAUUUUUCAUCAAAUGUAUGAUUAUAAAUAUAUUUAUUAUUAAAAAUAUUGGCCUUUGGAGAAGUUUUUUUUUAAUUGGGGUUAUUUUUACUUGGUGUAUAACUGAUAGCCAUUAUAGAUUGUUUUCUAGGUUUCUAAUGAAGGCCCCCCCACCCCAUUUUUCCAGUAAUUGUUGGGUAUCUAAAAAUAGUCUGAAGUAGCAGUGUUCUUACUUGUUUUGGCUGGAUUUUGCAUUCUGUACAGGUUAUUGUAAUGGCUUCCCACAUGAUUCUGUUCAUGCAUAUAGUAGUUCUGUUAUAUAAUCUGUAUUUUUUUUGUUUGGUCUCAAAGAAUCUUGCCCAUUAAUCAUCACACAAACUAGUGCACAGUUUACUUCAUUUGCUUUGAAUGAAUGUUAUUUUUAUUAUGCUGUUUGCAUGUUUUGUUACUCUUUAACCUAUACAAAUUUUUUCAUCUAGUCAUACAAAAGAAUUUAAAUGUAUUUGUUUUUUGUUUUUAAAAUAUGUUGAAACUCUUUCCUUGUAUUGAUAGUCUUUCAAAUAUCAAAACAGUCAGAAGGAGUAUUUUUUGGGGAGAUCAUUUCCAUUUCUCCAUCCAUCUUUGUAUAUAUCUGAAACCUCUGAAUGGAUUUUGAUUAAAUUUGGCACCAUACAUCUACACCAGAUGAUGUAAGGUGUAUUUAA
Molecule: messenger RNA, 1371 nt
Organism: Zootermopsis nevadensis
Lineage: Eukaryota; Metazoa; Arthropoda; Insecta; Blattodea; Termopsidae
Source: RefSeq, a predicted model, not a curated record